Messenger RNA from Paracoccidioides brasiliensis Pb18, 762 nucleotides. RefSeq lists its product as uncharacterized. The coding region runs from base 1 to 762 and encodes 253 amino acids. The transcript has a single exon. The record is from RefSeq and is a predicted model, not a curated record.
AUGGCCGAUACAUUGCCGCAACAUCAUUCGGAUCCUCCACCAUCCUACGAAGAGGCAGAAUCCCAGUACCAAUCAGACCAAGGCGCGGAACCGUUUCACAGUGACUCCGAACCUCACCUUCCGUCAACCUUAUAUUCAACAACAAUUGGGUUCUCCGAACAGCCUCCCCCUCCUAAUAUACACGAUAUAACCCUGGAUGGCACUCUAAUCUAUCCAACCACACCCCCUGCCACCGCCCUCUAUGCCACCUCCUUCCACCUCGACCUGGGCCACCAUGAAAUCACCAUAUCCCGCCUAGUGCCGCGCCGCAGUGGACAGAAUGCAAACAUACGGCCCGUGCAACCGCGUGAAAAGGAUAUCUACAGUUUUAGACGACUGCCCAUGCUCAACACAGUGGAAAUCACCGGCCGUAGCCGGAGCACAAUUCCCGGCGUUCUGCUUUUGAAACCCACGCAAAAACUGCUGAAGUCUGGGUGGGUGCUGUGGCAUGUGCGCAGGAACACGGAGACAAUGCUAUUUCGGGUGAAACCGACUCGGAGUUCGAAACGGCGGGAGAUGCUGCAGUGGCAGGAUGGUGACGGGGGUACCGUUGCUGUGGAAACGGUUGCGCGUGGUUCCUGUGAUGAUGUUAGUCGCCAUAUGCGCCAGCCGCGGUUGCAAAUUGACGCCGAUGCCCCUUUAGAUGAAAUGUUGAUGGACGCUUUGGUGACGGCGUGGUGUGCGAGGAUUUGGAUUGGGUGGCAGUUUAAACGGGGAGAAUAA